GUGUUUAUUAUAUAUACGCGUUUAUAUAUAUGAAUAAACGCGUUUAGUGAAAACCCAAACAAAAUAAAAGUUCUAACCACUGACACACACGCACAAAUAUGUAGGUUAUUUUAACGUAGCUGCUGCUCGCUCUACUCUUGUUGCAUACACAUGUGUACAAACAUAUUUACACAUUUUUCCUGUUGCGCCGAUAAAUACUGUGUGUAGUGUAGUGCCUCCCUCCAAUACAAAUAAUUUCAAAUCACAAUAUUCGUGCAUAUUAAAAUCGAUCUAGUUUUUGUGAUAAACCUUUGUUGAUAAUGUUUUUAGCUACAAUAUGUUUAUGUUUAAUUAAUUAUGCAAGUACAUGAUUCAAGCAACUGAAGUUGUAGUGUUUUUAAUAUACCUUUUCGUUUCAAAAUUUAUUUAUUAUUAUUUUUAAUAAGAUGAUCGCGGUGUACAAUGCGUCAUCAACACAUUCCAAGUUUCAGUUUUAUCGUAAAAACACAAGAAAUGUUUGGACGCUGUAUUCGGUUUUUGUACUUUUAGUGUAUUUAUUAACAGAUGUCACAAGUACUGAAAUAACAGCGAGGGAAGCAUAUUUCAAUGGAUCCGCCUAUCUUAGACUGCUAGCGCCAAUGCCAAUAUGGGAUCAUUCGGCGAUCAGUUUUCGUUCCUGUCGAGGUGGAGAAAUUCUUGCUCAACAAUAUAACAAAAAUUCAAUUGUUAUAUCAGUUUUAACAGACUUUUUACAAGUUUCACUUGCUGGACCUGCAGUCAUUGGUUCAAAUAAUAGACUUGAUGUUAAAUUAUCAUAUAAUUUACUCGAUAAUCGUUGGCAUACGCUUCAAUUUAAAUAUAAGUUUGGAAAUCUCUUUUUAUACGUGGAUCGUACUCCUAGAAUAUUUGCAAAUUCAACAUAUAAUAGUCAAUUUUUAACAAAUCAAGAUAUUGGCAAUGAAGCAGCAAUACUCAUAUUAGGUAACUCAUUUUCGGGUUGCUUACUAGAUGGUCCUGGACUACAAUUUUUAAAUGGCUCAAUGACAGUGCAAAAUGUAGUUUUUGGCGCUUGCCCAUUAGGCAAUGGUCCUUGUAGUGAUGUAGACAAAUUAUUAUAUGCUCAAGACAAUUUUUGCAACAAUGAUCCAUGCAUGGGGCAUGGUUUAUGCAUAUCACAUGCAGAUAAUUAUGAAUGUCGUUGUACACCACGUUAUUCUGGCAAAAAUUGUCAAAUGGAUAAUGGUUCCCCAUGUAGUAAGAGCCCAUGCCUCAAUUCAGGUUCCUGUUUAGAAGACAAUCGUGGUGAAUAUCAGUGUUUAUGCUUACCAAACCAUACUGGAAAACACUGCGAAACAGAAAUAAAUGUACAUCCUUUAUGUCAAUCAAACCCAUGUUUAAAUAACGGUGCUUGUGUGGUACCAGCGGGUAGUUCCAAAAUUGAAUGCGAAUGUCCGAAAGGUUAUUCUGGUUCACGUUGUGAAACUGAUAUAGACGAUUGUAUAUCUCAACCAUGUUUAAAUAAUGGACGUUGCAUUGAUAAAUUAAACGGUUUCACAUGUGAUUGCACUGGCACAGGGUUUAAGGGACCUUUUUGUCAACUAAAUGAAAAUGAAUGUGAAUUGAAUCCAUGUGUAAAAGGCGCUUGUUUCGAUUAUUAUGGUUUAUAUAUAUGCAAAUGCGAUGAUGGUUGGGGCGGUGAAAAUUGCGAAAAGCCUAUAAGUUGCCAAAAUCAACUUUGUUUAAAUGGUGGUACUUGUAUUAAUAAGAAUAUUGGCUUUCAAUGUGAAUGUCCAAAAGGUUAUAGCGGAGAACUCUGUCAACAAGAACCAACUUGUCCACAAUGCCCUAUUGACUCCGAAUGUGUAGCAGGAAAAUGUGUAUGUAAGCCAGGAACUGCGGGCCCUAUUGGUCAUUGUGUACCCACAUCAACAACAACGACUACUACAACUAUUAGUCCUUUGCCUACCGUACAGCAAGCACGUUCUGCCCAAUUGAAUGCAUGUCCAGCUGAAAAUUGCUUAAAUGGUGGUACUUGUAGUGGAAAUAUAUCAAAUUAUACUUGUAUUUGUGCUAGUGGAUACACAGGUUAUAAUUGUGAAAAAUCAGUGAUCGAUAGUGGUUUGGCAAAUAUGCAAGCGGGUUGUAAUGCUGGGGCUAAGUGCUUGAAUGGUGGAACUUGUUCAAUAAAUGGCACACAUUGUUAUUGUGCUAUUGGUUAUUCUGGUGAACGCUGUGAGAAAUUGGAACCAUGUAGUUUGAAUAACUGUCAGGAACCCAUGGUGUGUGCUCAGAACAAAUGCAUAUGUCCAGAAAAUAAAGUUUGCUCGACAUGUGCUUCACAACCAUGUCGUAAUGGUGGUAUUUGCACAGACUUAGGAAAUGGUGGGUUUGAAUGUAAGUGUCCAGCUGGUUGGACCGGACAAACUUGCAUUAAAGACGUGGAUGAGUGCUUAUUACAUCCUAAUAUAUGCGGAAAUGGAAUUUGUAAAAAUGAAGAAGGCUCUUAUAAGUGUUACUGCACUCCUGGUUUCACUGGCAUACACUGCGAUUCGGAUGUAGAUGAAUGUCUGAGUCAUCCUUGUCAAAAUGGUGCUACUUGUCAUAAUAAGAUUAAUGCCUAUGAGUGUGUUUGUAAACCUGGAUAUAAAGGACAAAAUUGUGACAUCGACAUUGAUGAGUGCGCUAGUAAUCCAUGUUCUGUUGGUUCGACUUGCAUUGACUUAGUAAAUAAUUUUACGUGUACAUGUAUUCCCGGUAUGACUGGCCGAUUUUGUGAAACUGAUAUUGACGAUUGUGUGGUUUCUGGAGCUGAUAAAUAUACUUCACCUUGCCAACAUGGUGGACGUUGUAUUGACGAACUAGGUGGUUUUCAUUGCGAUUGCACAUCUACAGGCUACGAAGGUCAAUUUUGCGAGCUAAAUAUAGAUGAAUGUGCUACAAAUAUGUGUAAAAAUGGUGCUGAAUGUAUUGAUCAAAUAAACGAUUAUCAAUGUAAAUGUUAUCCGGGUUUUAAGGGCAAAAACUGUGAAGUUGAUAUAAAUGAAUGUGAAAGUAAUCCUUGCUUAAAUAAUGGAAAUUGUUUGGAACGUUCAAAUAUGACAUUAUAUACUUUAGCUAAGAACACUGAUCUGCCAGAUGUUUUUAACUAUCCGUUUUCAUUUCAAAAUGCUAGUGGAUACGAAUGUGUUUGCGUGCCUGGAAUAGUUGGCAAAAAUUGUGAAAUAAAUAUAAAUGAGUGCGAAAGCAAUCCAUGCAGUAAACAUGGUACUUGUAAUGAUGGUAUUGGUACAUAUACUUGUGAUUGCGAUCCAGGAUUUGAAGGAAAACACUGCGAAAUAAAUAUUGAUGAAUGUGAAAGGUACAAUCCUUGUGUUAAUGGUACUUGUGUAGAUCAAACUAAUGAUUACGAUUGUGAUUGUGAUGCUAAUUAUGGUGGUAAAAAUUGUUCUGUACCCCUAGAGGGUUGUAUUAGCUCGCCAUGUUUAAAUGGUGGCUUUUGUAAACCAUUCUUGAUCAAUGAAACCAUACAUUUGUUUGAUUGCUCUUGCCAACACGGUUUCCAAGGUUAUACAUGUGAAAAAACUACCACGAUAUCAAUGGUAGUAAGUAGUCUAAUAACCGUAAAAACACAAAGAGAGGAAGGUUAUGAUAUUAAUUUACAAUUUAAAACAACACUACCGAAUGGAGUUCUAGCAUUUGGAACAUCUGGUGGGCAAAAUGAACCUGUUAGUUAUAUAUUAGAACUGAUUAACGGACGCUUAAAUUUGCAUUCAUCUCUGUUAAAUAAAUGGGAAGGUGUUUUUAUUGGUUCAAAAUUGAAUGAUAGCAAUUGGCAUAAAGUAUUUGUUGCAAUAAAUACAUCUCAUUUAGUUUUAUCAGCAAAUGAUGAACAAGCGAUAUUUCCUGUUGGCUCUUAUGAAACUGCUAACAGUAGUCAACCAUCAUUUCCGCUCACUUAUUUAGGUGGAACAAUACCUAAUUUAAAGUCCUAUCUACGACAUUUGACACACCAACCUUCCAGUUUUGUAGGCUGUAUGCAAGAUAUCGUAGUAAAUGGUAAAUGGAUCUUUCCAGAAGAACAUGAACAAGGCAUUGAUAAGAAUACCACCUUAACUAAUAUACAAAGUGGCUGUCCUAGAACUAAACAAUGUGAUCCUAAUCCUUGUCACUCAAAUGGCGCAUGCACUGAUCUUUGGCAUACUUUCUCUUGCACUUGUCAAAGGCCACAUUUCGGACAUACAUGCAAAUAUAAUAUAACGGCUGCUACUUUUGGUCAUGAAAAUACUACGCAUUCUGCGGUGAUUGUAGAAACAAAUGAUGUUGCUCGUAGAGCCAUAAGAUCAAUAUUGGAUAUUUCUAUGUUUAUUCGUACACGUGAGCCUACGGGUCAAAUAUUUUAUCUAGGCAGUGAUACAAGAAAGAAAAUUUCUAAAAGCACAAAUGAUAUUGGUGAUUCAUACGUUGCUGCUAAAUUACAUGGUGGAGAACUGUUAGUUCAAAUGCAAUUUAAUAAUACACCAGAAGCAUAUACAGUUGGUGGGAACAAGCUUGAUAAUGGUUACAAUCAUCUUAUCGAAGUUGUGCGCAACCAAACAUUGGUACAAGUAAAACUGAAUGGCACUGAAUAUUUUCGAAAAACGUUGUCUUCAACUGGUUUAUUGGAAGCACAAGUCCUAUAUCUAGGUGGCCCUCCACCCACUGCAACAGCAUCACCAGCGCCUACGGGGUCCGAUGGAAAUGAUACUAUAGCAGUGAAAGAGGAAGAGUAUUUUAAGGGCAUUAUUCAGGAUGUUAAAGUCAGUAAUGGAACUAAAACUAUGAUUGUUGAAUUGUAUCCUCUUGAAGAAGAAGACUUAACAUUACCACCACCGCUAGGUACAGUGGCAAUCGAUCGUUCAUCUGUCCUGAAAGGUCAAGUUUCUGAUGACCUUUGUCGUAAAAAUCCUUGCAAACAUAAUGCUGAAUGUCAUAAUACGUGGAAUGAUUAUGUUUGCAUAUGUCCUACAGGUUAUAAAGGCAAGAAUUGUCAAGAAAUUGAAUUCUGUCAACUGGUUAUAUGUCCUGGUAAUAGUGUGUGUCAAAAUUUGGAUGACGGAGGUUAUGAAUGUUUAACAAAUAUAACUUUCAAAGGUAACGAAAAGUCGCCAUUAUCAUUUAUAUAUUUCGAUGAUGACGGAUACAAAAAUGCUAUCAAACCUGUUGUCGAAAUGGCUUAUCGAUCACGUGCUGGUGGCACUCUACUGUAUAUUGAAAACAAAGAGAACUUUUUUGAAAUUGGUGUUAAUCAAGGACAGGUUACAGUUACAUGGAAAUUAAAUCAUACUCAACUUGGAGAAACAAAACGUUUUACAAAAGAUAAUUCAGACUUAGAAUGGAGUCGCAUAUAUUUAAGAGUACAAAACGGAAAACUAGAAGGUGGCUGGAAGGGUUGGGAAAGUAUGGUUGAUCCUUCACCUGCCUUUACUGCUGAUAUUGAUGAGUUGGCAUUCCAAGAACUUAUAUCCCAUGAAGCACAAGUUUAUUUGGGUGGCAUGCCCAAAUUAGAUAAUCGACAGGCGCGUGGUACGGUAUCAUCUCAACAAGGUUCUCAAUUUAAAGGAUGUUUAGGAGAAGCUCGCGUUGGCAAUCUAUUACUUCCAUAUUUCUCUAAUGCGGAAAUGUACCCUCCUACUGAAAACGUGUCAGUUCAGCUACAGUCGCAAUUCCGUUUGAACUCUACAAAACCCGAAGAAGGCUGUAUUCUAUGCUUCCAAAAUGAUUGCAAAAAUAACGGUUAUUGUAGUUCGCCCUCUGAAGAAUACUCCUGUACUUGUCAACCUGGCUAUGAAGGUGAUGACUGUGGGGUGGACAUUGAUGAAUGUUUAACCGCAAUUUGUGAGAAUAACUCCACCUGCAUUGAUAAAGUUGCUGAUUAUUUUUGUGAUUGUUUGCCUGGGUACGACGGUCGUAACUGCGAAAAUAAUAUUGAUGAAUGCGCAUCACAUCCUUGCUAUAAUAAUGGUAACUGCACUGAUCUGAUAGCAGAUUUUCGUUGCGAUUGUCCUGAGGAAUAUGCUGGACCACAAUGUGAUGUGUUAAAACAAGUAACAUGUGAAAACUACCCUUGUAAAACUGGUUCUACUUGUAAAGAUGGAUUCAAUGCAACUACAAAUAAUAAUUUCACUUGCUUGUGCUUGGAUGGUUUACAAGGAACGUUUUGUGACAAGCCAUUCUGUGAAGUGACACCUUGUUUAAAUGGUGGUCUUUGCUUGACAACAGAUCCAUUGGCACCGGUUUGCAAAUGCAGCCUUGGUUAUGCUGGAAGCUUGUGUGAAGUUGAUAUAAAUGAGUGCGAAUCGCAGCCAUGCAUGAAUGAGGGACAAUGUAUAGAUCUUAUUGGCAGUUAUGCUUGUAAUUGUACUGAUAUUGGAUUCGAAGGUGUUAAUUGUGAAAUCGACAUAGACGAAUGUGCUACAGGAGUUGAGUAUUGCGGAGGUCUUGGUCGUUGUAUUAAUUUACCAGGCACAUUUAAAUGUAUCUGUCAAGACUCAUUUUGUGGCUUAUAUUGCAAUUAUACAGAUCCUUGUAAAAAAGCUACUGAUAUUUGUAUGAACGGUGGAACAUGUGUUGAAGCUUGUAGUGAUGAAGCCGACUAUUUCUGCAACUGUACAGGUGGUUUUACUGGAAAGAACUGUUCAUUAUUGAUAACUGCAAAAGAUGAUGGACCAUCAACUGCUGACAUCGCAAUCAUAGUUAUUCCUAUAAUUGUUGUAUUACUACUUAUAGGGGCUGCACUAUUGGGCACAUUUUUAAUAAUGGCCCGAAAUAAACGCGCAACUCGUGGCACUUAUAGCCCAAGUGCUCAAGAAUAUUGCAACCCAAGGCUGGAAAUGGACAAUGUGCUUAAACCACCACCAGAAGAAAGGCUUAUUUAGUUUUUACUAUAUAUAUAUAUACAUAUAUAGAUAUUAUAAAUAUUGAUAGUAUGUAGAAAAUAUAUUUUGUAUUUGUAUGUUUAUUUCAUACGACGAAGCCGCCCAUUUUUCUUUUAACUUAGUAUAUAUAUCUGUUAAGUAAACUUCUCUAAAAAUUUUAGAUAAUUUAUAUAAAAAUUUUAACAAAUA
Molecule: messenger RNA, 7082 nt
Organism: Teleopsis dalmanni
Lineage: Eukaryota; Metazoa; Arthropoda; Insecta; Diptera; Diopsidae
Gene: crb
Product: protein crumbs
Exons: 16
Coding region: 426-6893 (2155 amino acids)
Biological process (GO): heterophilic cell-cell adhesion; establishment or maintenance of epithelial cell apical/basal polarity
Cellular component (GO): protein-containing complex; plasma membrane
Molecular function (GO): calcium ion binding
Source: RefSeq, a predicted model, not a curated record